AUGACUUUUUUGGCAAAGGAACAGCAGACGGGAUCCCGAGCCUCGGGCUGGGAGAACGGAAAGAGCUCGUCGUCGACCCAGACGAGUCUUGGUCGGAGGGUUCGAGGUGAGGGCCGGUCCAGCUGGGGGGCCACCUCCUCCUCCUCCUCCUCCUGCCCCCUCCCCCUCCCCACCCCGGCGCCCUCCCAGCCCCCUCGGCGCCCUCGCCGCGCGGCUUUCUGCUUCCCUCCGCAGCCUGCGAGCUUCCCCCUCCUCCCGGCUCCGCACCCCACCCGGUCCCGGGCGGAGGCACACCCCCUCCACGCCCCCGCCGCCCGGAUCUGCGCGGCCUCCCGGCCCCGCUUCCAGCCCGGCGGCAGCCCCGGGCGCCGAGGCGCGCUCGCCCACCGCCCUCUCCCCGGCGCGGCUCCUCCUCCCGGCCUCGCGGCCCCAGCGAGCCCCCAGCCGCGCGAGCGCCCAGCCUGGCUGGGGGCGCCGAGUGAAGGCGACACGAGAGGCAGCGUGGAACACGGAUUGGAGUCGAGCAAGAAACUGGAGCCUCGGAGGAUUACAGGCCCUCGUAGCAACCGAGGACGCAAGAAGCUGAUGGAGCUAAGACCUGGCUCUCGGGCCCACAAAGGCUUUGGGGUGGCUUGUGCUGAAGGCCAGGCCCCGGCAUGGAGUCCACAUCACUUCUCAGCCAGAGCUGUAGGGAGUAGAGGGAUACAGUCCUUCCAGGCCAGGGAAUUGGCACGGGCUGGGAUGCUUUAACAGCUUCUCCGUCUUCGGGAACCUUUUUCCAUCUCGAAGGGAAAACUUUAAAAGUCAGCAAGACAGGGAGAACACAGACCUUCAAAUAAUGGCUCACACCGGGUCGAAGACUUUGCGUUGAGAGAACGUCCUGGCGCAUUUAAAUUCAGCAGGUGCUUAAUGAGCAGGACCUGUUCCCCGCCCGAGUGUUGUGGUCACACUGUUAGCAUUCGAGUGCAUUAACAUUUGAUGCCACUCUGCACUAAGGUCUGAAAGCCCCUAAGGUCGCACGGCUCAGUGCACAAGCCCUCGUUCCGAGGUUCACCGAAGCGGGGUUCCCUUGUUGAGGGUUUGCCGCGUGACGGGCAAUCUGCUGGAGGCUCAGGCAGGUUUGAGGAGCGUGAGAACCGAGGCGGUCCUCAGCUGGGUGACUGGGAUUUUCCCCGAACAUCUGGCGGCUCCCAGUUUGCUGGGAUUCCCGGCCAAAGGCGAGUGUGGGCCUCGCGGUGUAAGCCCUGCAUUUGUUCUGCCCACAGCGGCCCCCUCCCCCCUCCCCCCUGUCCCGGGGCCGACUUUAAAUUGCAGAGAGAUGAAAAUUGGCUUCUUUGCAUUACCUUUGGGAAGGACAGCUUUCCUGAUGAAAGCUUUAAGUUUGAAAUCUCAGGAAGAGCCUUCUCCAAGGGUCUUUUUCUUUCUUUGGAAAGUUGCUUUGCCUGCCCUGUGAUACAGGGCACGUGGGGCUCAGUAUUUCUCAGGCUCUUCCCCUCUGCCUGCUUUGCUGGCUCUUUGGGGAUGCUGGCAGGGGCAUGUGUCUUGU
This is a messenger RNA of Sus scrofa (pig), 1546 nucleotides long. The record is from RefSeq and is a predicted model, not a curated record. NCBI's taxonomy places the organism in Eukaryota, Metazoa, Chordata, Mammalia, Artiodactyla, Suidae.